Messenger RNA from Heteronotia binoei (common prickly gecko), 2772 nucleotides. It is a transcript of the gene SAMD11, whose product is annotated as sterile alpha motif domain containing 11. Gene Ontology annotation, biological process: positive regulation of transcription by RNA polymerase II. Gene Ontology annotation, molecular function: DNA-binding transcription activator activity, RNA polymerase II-specific; protein binding; RNA polymerase II cis-regulatory region sequence-specific DNA binding. The record is from RefSeq and is a predicted model, not a curated record. Lineage: Eukaryota; Metazoa; Chordata; Lepidosauria; Squamata; Gekkonidae.
GCACCGCCGCCGCCAGCAGCAGCAGCAGCAGCAUGCCGGCCAUCAAGCGAGAGCGCCCCGACCGGGAGGAGCUGGCGCUGGCCGCCUUCAACCAGCCCAUGGAGACCUUGCCCGACUACCUGCUCCCCUUGGCGGCCGCCGCCAUCCCCGUGGUGACCCCCCACCCGCCGCCGCCGCCGCCGCCUCCGUACGAGCAGCUCUUCGCCCAGCACCAGCAGCAGCAGCAGCAGCAGCGCGCCUACCUGGGCUUCCACGAGGGCCCCCACGCCGCCCACUCCCACCCGCACCCCCUCCCCGAGGACCUGAUGCUGGAGCGCUUCUCCUCCAUCCCGGAUUUCCAGCCCUUCUUCGACAACGGCGAGCCCUGCCUGGAGGUGGAGUGCGGCGAGAACAAGGCGCUGCUCUACAUCCACAAGUUGUGCCAAGGCAGCAAGGGGCCCUCCAUCCGCUACCGGGGCGAGUGGCUCACCCCCAACGAGUUCCAGUUCGUCAGCGGCAGGGAGACCGCCAAGGACUGGAAGCGCAGCAUCCGGCACAAAGGGAAAAGUCUGAAGACUCUUAUGUCCAAAGGAAUCUUACAGGUACAUCCUCCAAUCUGUGAUUGCCCUGGGUGUCGAAUUUCGUCUCCAGUGAAUCGGGGGCGUUUGGCCGAGAAGAGGACGAUCCCCUUGCCUCCCACCCGGACCCCAAAGAAAGAGCUGCCCUCCAUUUUUUCACACAGCGACGACAGCGAAGAGAGCGACAAGGUCAACGGUCACCACCCUGAUGUCAAGCAAGAGGAGGAUUUGCAUAUUAGUAUCAUGAAAAGAAGGAUCCAUGCACACUGGGAUCUGAACAUCUCUUUCCGCGAGACCUCUUGCAGCCGAGACAGUGACCUGACUUCCUUCAUCUCCAACCUGCACCAGAGUCGCCAGCUCGUUAUGCCAGAGACCCAGAGCCGCUGCGAGUUCAAGAGAAGCAGCCUCGACGUCGGCUUGGGAGGAGCAGAUGAAGUUUUAGGCAAGAGAAGAGCCUGUUCUCCCAACAGCAGCAGUGAAUGUCCUCUGGAAAACAAGAAAUCCCGAAGUGAGUCCCCAAAAGAGAACUCCCACACGCCACUGCUGGAGGGGGCCGUGACUCAGAUGACCCCCGAGGAGCACUACCGGCGGAUGAUGUCGGCUCUCAACGAACACGGUGCCUUCGAAGAGCAGCAGCAGCAGCAGCAGCGCCUCUACCAGCUGGCCAACAGCAUGGCGGUUCCCAGCCACAGCGGUGAGGGCAGUUUCAUUCCACUUAGGUGCCCAUCUAACUCUUCCCAUCUUCCCAAGAGGAAUGUUCAAUGUCCUCUCUGUUUUUUCUCUUCCAGGGAGAUGUCCCAUCCACCACCUCUCCUGUCACCUCAAAAUGCUCCCCAUAUUGCAUUAGGCCCUCAUUUGAGACCCCCUUUCCUAGGGGUGCCGUCGGCUUUGUGCCAGACGCCGGGUUACGGGUUUCUCCAGCCAGCCCAAGCCGAGAUGUUUGCGCGGCAGCAGGAGAUGUUGCGGAAACAGAACCUGGCCAGGCUAGAGAUGUCGGCCGAGAUCAUCCGCCAGAAGGAGCUGGAGAACCUGCAUCGCCAGAGGCUACUGGCCGGUGACCCAAUGACCUUGCACACGGGCCUGCCCCCCGAUCACCCGGCUCUGCGCAACGUCCACGACAUCCCUGAGGGGCACCCGCUUCGGGACGAGCUCUCGCGGAGGAACGCCAUGCUGGUGCUCCGGCACAACAACACUCCCCUGUUGUCACUGAACCAUCACGGGGUCCCCGGCGCCUCCACCACCCCGCCCAAAGAACACAGCGGCGGCAGCAGUAGCAGCAGCAGAAGGGCAAACCGGAAAUCGGCGCAUCACCGGGCCGAGGCGUCGGGCCAGAACGAAUCCAAAGAGCUAUCCGAAAGCCGGGCCCCUGACGGCAACGACGAGGAGAUGAAGGAUUCGGAGAGCGACGCUGAGGCGAACGACGAGAAGCUGGAAAGCGUGAAGGCCGAGAGCAGUGCUUCGGCCGGCGAGCUCAAGGAGUGCAAAGAGACAGUGAAAGCCUGCGAGGGCGCCAAAGAACUGAGCGAAUUGGCUGCCAGCCAGAACGCUCCUUGCAGCUCCUCCAGUGCCGAAUCACCCAGCCAUCUCCUUGGCCCGGUCAUCAACAAAACCGAAGCCAAAUAUCUUCCUCCGGCCUCUCUCCCUCCACCUCAGCCCUUGCCUUUUGGAUUCCCCUACACCAUGAGCCCCUAUUUCCACGCAGGCACCAUGGGAGGUCUCUUUUUGGAUGGCGAGGAGAGCCCAGCCCUGGAAGACGUCAGCAAGUGGUCGGUGGAAGACGUCUGCAGCUUUGUGGGCAGCUUAUCCGGCUGUGCUGAAUACACUCAGGUCUUCCGAGAACAGGCCAUUGACGGAGAGACGCUGCCCCUCUUGACAGAAGAGCACUUACUGAGCAACAUGGGGCUGAAGCUGGGGCCAGCGCUGAAGAUAAGGUCACAGGUUGCCAAGAGAGUCGGCCGCGUGCUGUACAUGGCCAGCUUCCCCAUGGCCUUCCCGCUGCAGCCCCCCGGCCUGCGCCCCGCAGAGCGCGACUUGCCUCCCUCCGACCUGCGGCCCUCCUCCACGGGGAGCAUGGCCUCUUCUCCUUACAGCAGCUCCCUCCUCCCUGCCAGCCGGAUCUCGCCAAAGCAGGAAAACGGGAACCCCUCCUUGCUGGCCGCCCUCAACGACACCAUCAAGCCGCCGCCGUCAUAACCGCCCUCUGCCCAUCCAGCUG